AAAUCAUAAUUGAUAUUUGUAGACGUUAUUCAUAUAACUUGUUGUUGGUUAGAUAAAGUGGGGAGUGUCAAGAACGCUGAAUUCAGGUAUAUAAGCCUUGAUAGGCCAAUACAAUGGGUUGGUGGAAAACUCCCAAGAGCAGAACCAAAAUGUGGAUUUUAUGGAGAAAAAUGCAUUUACAAAAUAGACUGGCGAUUAGUUACUAGUAUGACUUUACUGUCUACAGUAUUAUUUAUAGGUGCAUUGUUUGCUUUGAAGUACUAUCGAUACGAACAGAAACUGGCUUGUCUCCUUUGGAAAAUAGAUAUGAAAGACGUAAUUUUGAUUUCCACCGAAACAAACACAGAAAGGAACACUUGUAAUAAAAAUAUGAUAAGAGUUUACCGUAAUAGUAUAUUCCAAGCGCCAACCAGCAAUAGCGUCGUAGAGGUAUCAGAUCAAUCGCCAAGGAGAGCUUAUACAGCCAUUGGGGUCUAUAAGGGAAACAUCGUCGCCAUCAGACAUAUUUACAAAAGAUCUGUGGAUCUUACAAGGUCUAUUAGAAAAGAGCUUAAACAGAUUAGAGAGGCGAGACACGAAAAUCUCAUACCAUUUAUCGGUGCCUGCGUCGACAAUGGCAAUGUGGCUAUACUUACCGCCUAUUCAGCGAGGGGCAGCUUGGAAGACAUAUUACAGAAUAAGGAUCUUCAUUUGGAUAACAUGUUCGUUUCAUCACUCGUCACCGACAUUUUGAAGGGCAUGAUUUACCUUCACGAUAGUGAAAUCAUAUCGCACGGUAACCUUAAGUCAAGUAACUGCCUAAUAGACAGCAGGUGGGUCUUACAAAUCAGUGACUUUGGCCUGCACGAAUUCAAAGCGAAUCAAGACGAUCCCAACUGGAAAAUAAAAGAGGUCAAGAGAAUGCUGUACAGGGCACCGGAGUUGUUGAGAGAUCCAUCACCACCGUCUAGAGGUACCCAAAAGGGUGACGUAUAUUCCUUUGGGAUUGUGUUGUAUGAAAUCUUAGGGAGGAAAGGACCAUGGGGAAAUAUCGACUUAGAACCUGAAGGUACCUGUAGCACAGUAAGAUCGCUCAGGCUAAUACAGUGGCGCUUCCAGGAUUUCAGUCUGGGAGGGGUAAAAUGGAAAGUAAAUUCUCAGUGUGACGUACUGAAGUGUUAUGAUCAGUUAACAUUAAAAGCAUGGACAUAUGCGGACAUAUGAUUUGUUACAGUAAUUUCUGUAGAAAAUACAUACAGUUGUUUAUAAUUUUGAAUCAUACGA
Molecule: messenger RNA, 1263 nt
Organism: Acanthoscelides obtectus
Lineage: Eukaryota; Metazoa; Arthropoda; Insecta; Coleoptera; Chrysomelidae
Source: the annotation of a GenBank genome assembly